Lycium ferocissimum is the source of this 2377-nucleotide messenger RNA. RefSeq names its product E3 ubiquitin-protein ligase KEG-like. Gene Ontology annotation, molecular function: ATP binding; protein kinase activity. Bases 216 to 2105 code for a protein of 629 amino acids. The record is from RefSeq and is a predicted model, not a curated record. Gene Ontology annotation, biological process: protein phosphorylation. The transcript is spliced from 5 exons. Lineage: Eukaryota; Viridiplantae; Streptophyta; Magnoliopsida; Solanales; Solanaceae.
AAAUUAUGGAAGUGCUAUUUUAAUAGUGAAAUAUUGAAUAGAGGACUGACUAGGGGGAUCCGUUGCUUAGAAAUUUAAAGAGAAAGUGAGGCAGAAAUCAUCCACUAGUUUGUGUUGUUGAUGAGUAUUCACGCACACAUUUAGUUCCUGAAGAUCAUAACCUCUUUUAGUGUCAUCAACAGGUGAAGUCCACCUCCAACUAUAAGCUGCAAAAAAUGACUAAAGAUAUCGAAGCAUCUCCCUUGGCAGCCUCUUUUGAUUACGAGCUUUACGAAGGAGAUCCCGAUCAUCUUAGAACCGUUGUUGCUGCACCUACCCCAGCUGGUCCUUAUAUUGAUCCUGCUUCAAUCAAACUUAAACAUAGGAUCGGGCGUGGAUACUUUGGUGAUGUUUGGUCAGCGACACAUCAUCAGUCAGCUACCGAUUACGAUGAGAAUCAUGAAGUAGCUAUAAAGAUGUUACAUCCUUUAAGUGAGGAUCAAACAAAGGCCUUCUCAAGUAAGUUUGAGGAGUUAUGGGUGAAUUUGAAGUCUAAACAAAUCCAAGGUGUUUGCUGGUUGCAUGGUAUAUCUGUAAUAUCCGGAAAGAUUUGUAUAGCGAUGAGAUCCUACGAGGAGUCAGUUGGUGAUAAAAUGGCUCGGCUGAAAGGAGGAAAGCUUCAAUUACCUGAUGUUCUUAGAUAUGGUAUUGAAUUGGCUAAAGUAAUACAAGAGUUGCAUUCGAUGAAUGUCCUGGUUCUGAACCUUAAGCCAACUAAUUUUCUUCUGAAUGAACAUGAUGAAGUGUUCCUCGGAGACUUUGGGAUACCGUAUCUUCUUCUUGGAGUUCAACCACCUGAUUCGGAUCUAGCAUUAAGGCUUGGAACUCCGAAUUAUAUGGCUCCGGAACAGUGGGAACCUGAGGUUAGAGGCCCAAUAACUUGUGAGACUGAUGCUUGGGGAUUUGGAUGCAGCAUUAUCGAGAUGAUGACUGGUGUUCAGCCUUGGUUUGGUAAAUCGGUCCAAGAUAUGUAUCGUUCGGUGGUGAUAAACCAAGAAAAGCCACGAGUUCCGGGUGGCCUCCCAACUGCCAUUGAGAAUGUUCUCAAUGGCUGUCUUGAGUAUGAUCUCCGCAAUCGACCUCUGAUGGUGGACAUUUUGCAAGCAUUUGAAAGCUCGAAGAAUGAUGUUUAUAGUGAAGGAGAGUGGAGCAACAUAGGAGGGACUUUGUCUGACAAAAGCAAAACCCGUGGCUUUACCACAUGGUACCUUUCAAAAGAUCUUCUUCAAGUAGGAGAUACUAUUCGCUCGAGAAAAACGUUCAACUCCGGGAAUCAAGAUUCGGCUGUGUUGGAAGGAACUGUUGUUGGUCUGGAAAAAGAUACUGAUCGAGAUGGAUUUGUUCUGGUACGAUUCCCCAGUUUACCGAGCCCUCUGAGGGUAAAUGCAUCAACCAUAGAGAGGGUUACAUGUGGUUUGGCAGCUGGCGAUUGGGUGCAGUUAGUCAAUGGAACUACGAAGCACGCCUCUGUGGGCAUCCUACACUCCGUGCAGCGUGACGGAAGUAUGACUGUUGGUUUUUUAGGGUUAGAAACUUUAUGGACGGGGCAUUCUUCGGAAGUCGAAAAAGUGGUCCCGUUUUUUGUGGGACAAUUCGUGCAAUUUAAAUCAAAUGUCGAAACUCCCCGGUUUGAAUGGCCUAUGAAACGAGGAGGAGGAUGGGCUACCGGGAGAAUAUCACAGAUACUUCCAAACGGUUGUCUUAUUGUUCAGUUUCCGGGAAGGAUGGUGUUUGGCGACGAACCUAAUACGUUCUUGGCUGAUCCGGAUGAGGUGAUCCAAGUGUCGUUUGAUACGUGUCCUGGCAUUAUCGAAAAGUAUCAGCACCUCGAAGAUUUUCACUGGUCUAUUCGGCCACUUUCUAUUGCAUUUAGCCUAUUUACAGCAGUAAAGCUCGGCGUAUCUGUAGGAAAAUGCAUUAAUGCUAAACUGAAGAAGGAACCGAAGAAUCACCAGACGUCUAUUGACAGUCGUGCUCAAGAGGGCGAGGUUGGUGGCAAGUCGGCAUGGCUUCCGCCAAAUGUUGCAAAUAUCCUGUUUCAAGAAGGUGCUGCUACUGCUAGAUAAUCUGUACUUAUUAUUGGUAGAAUAUGUGUAAAUUCGUGUUGGAUUUUCGAAGUACAGUAGCGCUAAACUUUGUAUUAUAUCGCGCUAAACUUUGUAUGAUGUGUGAAUUUGUGAUAUGUACAUGUUUUGUAAAUGCAAGCUCUGCAAAUAUAUAGAAUGCUAGUCAGAUGAACUUGUUAGCAACUAAUGCAAGUCUCUAAUGUAAUUAAAAGGGAAACAAGGUAGCCAAGUUUAUAUUGUAGUACAAUAUUACUAUCACAGUUUCACUUGAA